CCGACGUGCGGCCAGGACGUGACGUGCGAGGAGUGACAGUGUUACCCGUGUUGUGUACUGGGAUUAGCGAUCAUCGACAACCAGAGAGUGGGCCCCGAUGCAGGUGUCGGCACCGCCAUGGAGUCCCGCUUCGGUCUCGACUACAUCGUCGACAACCCCGAGUAUACGGCGAAGCUCGCCGCCGCAUUGGACACGACCAAUGUGACGGUGAAGAAGCAAGUGUUCGAGCUACUAUCGGCCCUCUGUGUCUACAACAACGACGGCUACGAGCGUGCUUUGGACGCCCUCGAACACUACAAGAAGCUGAAAUGUGGGAGAUACCGACUGAAGGUGGUGGUGGACGAGCUACAAGUCGCCACAGCCGUCGACUACCAGACGGUUCUCGUGGCGUUCCUCAACUGCCUCAUCAUCUCUACUCCGGACCUCAAAGAUCGGAUCAGGAUCCGGAACGAGUUUAUAGGACUGAAGCUGUUGCCUGUGCUCAAUGAACUUAGACGUUGUGCGAGAGGCGUGGCAGAGCUUGGUGUGCAGCUCGACGUAUUUGAUGAGCAAAAGGAGAGCGACGAGGCCCAAGUACUACACUCUGCCCAUGAUGUCGACCUCAACUCCCAUCUUGACGUCUUCUACGCAAUCCUCAGACAAGUAGCAGAUACCCCUCAGGAGAUCCCUUUCCUCAGCAUCCUGCAGCACUUGCUGCGUAUAGACCCACGGGAGGCUGUGAGUGACAUCAUAUGGGACACGACUGAGCGGCUGGUGCACCGCGCAACGCUACUCGAGAGUCGUGAGGACGCCAAUAGACUCUUGCGGUCACCUAGUCUACAGUCGCACAAACACCCGUUGUGUGGCAGCAGGAAACAGUCACUAAAUACCUCCCCUGCUCCUCCUCCUCCACCUCCACCUGCAGCUCCGCCUGGCCCUCCGCCACCUCCACCUCCCCCACCACUGGCCCCUCCACCACCUCCCGCGGCUCCCCCACCUAGGAUGGGGGGGCCACCCCCUCCGCCCCUUCUCACACCCCCGACACCUACCAACGUUCCCUCGGAAACCUCGGAAAAUGUCAAUAUCAUCCUGCCACAACAAGAGACCCCCACUCCUCGGGCAAAGAUGAAAACUAUAAAUUGGAAUAAGAUACCAAAUAACAAGGUGGUUGGCAAACACAACAUCUGGUCGUUGGUUGCUCGCAGUCAUCAACAUUCUCCGAUGGCCGACCUGGACUGGGACGAGAUGGAAGGGUUGUUCUGUCAACAAGCGCCUCCUGCCCCCUCCACCACCACCUCGGCGCAGAGCUCACCUCACUUGAGCGCCAGGGACACUCCAGACGCUGGCGAUAAGAAGCGCAAAGAGCCCUCCGAGAUUUCUCUUCUCGAUGGAAAAAGGAGCCUGAAUGUUAACAUAUUCUUGAAGCAAUUUAGAAGUACAAAUGAAAAUAUUAUACAAGUGAUUCGAGAUGGAGAGCACGAUGAAAUAGGAGCGGAAAAGUUGAGAGGCUUGCUCAAAAUAUUGCCUGAACUUGAUGAGCUGGAAAUGCUACGGAACUUUGAUGGUGACAAGAGCAAAUUGGGAAAUGCGGAGAAGUUUUUGCUACAGCUGAUAGAGGUACCAAACUACAAGUUGCGGAUUGAAAGCAUGUUGUUGAAGGAGGAGUUUGCGGCGAAUAUGAGCUACUUGGAACCAAGUAUAAAUGCCAUGAUUGUCGCUGGCGAAGAUUUAAUGACCAACAAGCCUCUUCAGGAAGUUCUCUACAUGGUUUUAGUUGCUGGAAAUUUCUUGAAUGCUGGAGGUUACGCAGGCAAUGCUGCGGGAGUGAAGCUCUCCUCGCUGCAGAAAGUGACGGACAUUCGAGCCAACAAGCCAGGAAUGAACCUCAUACACUACGUAGCUAUGCAAGCCGAGAGGAAGAGAAAGGAUCUGUUGAAGUUCCCAGAUGAAAUUAAUGCUUUGGAAGAAGCGACAAAGACCACAGUCGAGCAGCUACAAAAUGAGAUCAACACGUUGGACACUAGAAUUAAGAAAAUACGGAAACAAAUUGAUCUUCCGUCAACCGAAAAAGAAAUUAAGGCUCAAAUGGUGGAGUUUUUACAAGUAGCACAACAAGAAGUAGUGACGCUGCAGAGGGAUUUAGGAGAGUUAGAAAAUGUACGGAAAAUGUUAGCGGAUUUUUUCUGCGAAGAUCCAGCAACAUUCAAAAUAGAAGAAUGUUUCAAAAUCUUCCAUGGAUUCUGCAACAAGUUCAAACAGGCUAUUGCUGAGAACGACAGAAGAAGGCUUCAAGAAGAGCAAGCUAUGGCGAGAAGAAAGCAACGUGAGGAGCAGUUAGCAGUAAAAAGACGACAAUUGAGCAGUGGCCAGUUGUGUUCAAAUGGUUCAGAGUCCGAGAGCAACAUUGUAGACUCCUUGCUUUACGAUAUCCGGACAGGAUUCCCCGUAAAGAAUAGUUCUGAGAGAGAUUUAAAGAACCGCAGACUUGGCAAUGUUAUCAUGACAUCGGAGGAAGACGUCUCAGUUUCGGGCUCACCUCUUCUCUCUCGUCGUAGGUUUGGCUCUUUUUCCGGCGACAAUCCAAUGAAAGAAGAUGGCAACUACUCUCCAGAUGUAACUCCGACCGGGAGUUUGAGAAGGAGAAGGAGUCGAGUGCCUUCAGAAGAAGAUGAGUCAACUUUGAUGGAGUUUCUGCAAGCUUCGGGACAGAAUGCCAACAGGGAGCGCAAGUCAUGGGGGAGUUUAGAUCGCUCCUGGGCACGACGGGCCCGAGGCUGUCCUCGUAAGAGACCCGAGCUGUUGAGUGCAGACUUCUCUGGCGACAGAGAGAGACCGAGCUCUCCCUCCCCCCUGGCUACCUCGGAGAACAAGACCAUUCUGCCGGCCACUGAUGAGGAGGAAACCAAGCCAAGAGCCUGGCGGCAGAAGAUUGAAGCUUGGCUGCAAGAGAAUGAGAAGGAAGAGAAACAAACGGAGGAUUUACAUAGACGAGCUCGUAGGCUCCAGUCCAACAGGCGCUCUCUUGAGGGGGAUUCUGAGAGUGAGAGAUCUCUGACGCUGGAUACAUUGCCUGAAGGUAAGCUUGCCUCGGGGACGCCGCAGUACAAGAGGGUGUACUCGGACUGGCGGCCGACAGUCGACAAGACGGACGUCGUCGGAGCAAUGGAGGCCAUUGCAGCAGGAGCUGAGAGUAAAGUGAAAGACAAGUCUGCGUGGAGGAAGUCCAACCUGAACAUUCCUAGCUCUGGAGAGGAGUCGGAGGCGGAGCAGCGUCGACUGAGGAGGCUGCGGUCCAGGACCAGUCUGGAGGGAAUGCCAGCUUCCACUCUACAGGCAAUUACAGAAGAAGAAAAACGGAAAGGAAUCAUCAACAGUCUUGGACAGAUGCCAGAUGAGAUGACUUUGACAAUGUACAUCAGACAACCAGGAGCGACUGAUCCAUCAUCUCCAGAGACCAAUAAGUUACGUCAGAAGUUCAGUCCUCUUUUGGCCAGAAGAAUCCCGUCCUCUCCUUCUGAAAAUGAAGAGCAAUCGUUGCCACCCUUUGCACCACGAAGACUCAGGAAAAGCUCAAUAGAUCACUCAGUAGGCGUUACAGAUAGGGUCGAAAUUGAUUCAGAUAAUAUAGAAACUCCUCCUGCAACAAGGAAACUGGGAGGAUUAAAAUCUGGACAAGGAUUAAGUGAUAUACCAUCAGAUGGGACCUUGAGUCGUAGUCAGUCUAAUGAGGAUGCUAAAGGUGAAGAAGAGGAAAUGGGAGACGGUCAGUUCAAUAGAUUUUCAUCUGCUCGCAGGACGAGGAGGUACCGGAAAAGCAAUGAGGAGGAGCCGACCAGAAGGACGGAAGUAGUUUCACCUGAGUUGAUACCAGAUAAACAAGUAAUCAGACCGGCAACAUUGCAAGUGCAAUCUUAUCCAGUACCUCAACAGGUUCCUCAAGAUACUGAGUCCAGGUUGAAAAAAUGGCAAGACAGACUUAAGUAUAGAGGGAACGAAAUUAAAAUGGAAGAAGAAGCUAUAGGGGAUAUAAUCAAGUCUGGAGAAGAACUUCAAAACCUUGGGAAGUCUUCCACCUUGCCUAGAUCGAUGAGACAUAGACCGAGUAUUUCCCGUUCAGAUUCAUUCAAAGAUAACAACAUUUCUAAUCAAUCCACUUCAGAGAAUCCCAAAGACUCGUUAGCAAAUGAGGCGUACAGUUCUCGCACGCUACCACGGUCUAUCAGGCAUCGAAGCAAUGUUGAACCGAGUGAUGUAUCUCAGGCAAUUAGAAAAUAUGGGUUUCAACAAGACGCUUUUAUGAGCAACAAAGACUCGAAUACUAAACCAGAUUUAUCAACUGAUAGUAAGACACAAGAAAGAGGACAUUCAAGUACACCCAUUUCUAAUCUACCCACAGUGAGAAGGUCAACUCACGAAGGUAGAAGUGCAACACAGUCCAAGAGCGAAUUUAUUCCAGAGAUAAGAGUUCAAGCUUCAACACCUUCUAAACAAAGGACAGAACACGAAUUGAAUGAUGAAGGGUUUGAAGAGACUCAGAGUUUAGUUUCGGACACACCGAGUCAAGGAACUUCAUCAGGGUGCAAUUAUGAAGGGGAUAAUAAAGACACAACAAAAAGCAAAGGUGGCAAACUGUCAAGGGCUGACAGCAGUGGAAGUGGGGACACUAACGUGGGAAGUAACAAGACCAAAAUAUCACGAACGUCUUCAAUGAGGUUACCAGAAAGGAGAAGUAUCAUCCCAAGAAGUUCCAGUCUGAGGAAGACAGAUUCCCAAGCAAGUCUCACUCGAAGUUCUGUCCCUAGACAACCAUCAAACUCUACAACUUUGUCCAAGCAAGGGAGUAGAAGCAAUCUUAGAACUUCAGACUCAAGAAAAUCAUUGAAUCAGACAGCACCACGUCCACCAGAACCGAAAACAGAAUCUUCCAUCAGAAGAACUCUCUCUGGUUCCUACAAAAGGCCUACAACUAUAGAGAGAACUCCGUCUAAGCUCACUUCCAGCAACAAAAUCACUUCAACAUCUUCCCCCACGAAGAAGAAAGUGGAGCGCUCCAAUUCUAGAAGCAGUUUGCGUAGUUCUAGAAGCUCUUUGAACAGUGCUACUUCUGUCAGUACGGUUCGAAACAUAAGACCUGUUCCAGGUAUAAACAAUUACACUAACGCCAUUAAAACUUUGACCUCCGAUUUAAGAAAGUCAACCUCGUUGAAGAAGCCACUCGCCCCGGUGCAGUUGAAGAGUAAAACCCCAGUGCCUGCAAGCCGUAGUAGCAGUAGUGGUAGUAGUAUUGGCCCUACACCCAGACGUCCCCAGGUAUCUCUCGGCCUCAGCACUAGCUUCAAGGAGAACAACAUGUCCGGUGUUCCGGCCAGUCGCAGUAGCAGCAGCGGUAGCAGUAUUGGGCCUCGACGAGCGACUAACAGCUUCAUGCGUCCAACUGCCUCCAGUGCGGCUAAAGACUCUGUGGAUGCCCCAAGACCCAAACCGUUGUUCCGCCAAAGUAUCAAGUAGAGAUGCAUUUUUGCGAUAUUCAGCGAUAGUAUAAUCAGGUUGUAUAGUAUAUAAGUUUUAAAACAUUUGUAAUGUAAGGAUCUUUUUCCAAUGUUAGUAAUUUAUUUCACAAUUGUCUAAGUGUAGGCCUAUAUUUUCACAAUAAUUGUGUUUUAUUUAAUUUUUAAAUUCAUAUUGUCAUUGUUAUUGUUUCUUCCUUGGAUAUUCAUGUUGUAUGUUUUGACUAAAAUCAAAUUCUUAAUGAUUCUUGUAAGUAAUAGUAUUUCUUGUAAUCGAACUUAUGAGAAACUGUGAAGUAGUGGGAUGGAAAAAAUGUGUUCUUUGGAUGGUAAAAUGUUACCCAUAGAAAACCACAAACAUUGACAAGUUUCAUACAGAUUUUUAGGGACCAAACAAAAAAAAUCAUGGCUAUCAGACUAUACUCGUUUUGAAUUAGUAAAAAUAUUAAAUAAUCUUCUCUGGCAUUGUCACUUUUUUAAUUAUUGCAAUAGAGUGUCAAUAAUGUGGCACUAUCUAGACGGCUUUGGAUUAGCAAGAUUACAGGACUGAAGACAUUCAUAAGCAAUCAGUACCUACAGUACGGUCCACGAGAGUUUGCAGUUGAGGUAGGAGCCUAUUUACGACGUGACUUCGAAGGAGCCGAUGAGGACCGUGCGUUGUUGCCAAAUCUUAUAAUACCAGCUGAUUUGAAAAUAUUGUUUAGUACAUUUUAAUUAGUGUCAAAAAUUUGUGAACGAGCGAUGUCCGCCAACUGCAGACUCUUGUGACUUCUAAUGAAGCCCCUAAACGUAAAAGUUUAUCUUUCUUGAAUCAGUUAUCACUCUAUCUUUGCAUUGGGCUUUAAAUAAACGAUCCUGGCUAAUGAAUCAGCUGAUCUUAGUCGGUAACAAAGCUACACAGAUCAUCUCACACCAUUCUACAGUACACUCAUCCUUCACUCAUUGGUUUAAAAUUCGCACCUAGGUAGCGUCCCCAUCUCAAUGGUUUUUAAUUGAUAAUUGCAAAACAAGGUAUAGCAAGUGACUCUUUCUUUUACCAUACGAACCAAGUACAAAACUUGUAACAGGUGUUUUUUACAAUAAAACGGUUGCAACUGAAAUUACUUUGGUGUGCUGGGUGUACAAUAUUGGCACUUGAAUGAUUGAGUCUACUGUGUAUACUGUGAUUUCUGUGGGUUAUGUUUUCAACAACUAAAAAAGAUUUUAAGUCUUCACAUUUUAAAAGCCAGUACAGUAUUACUUUCAGUAUUGAUUUUUUUAUCAGACACCAAGCAAGAGUUCAAACAAAUACUGAAAUAUUCCUAAGGACCAAUAAACAAAACUAUAGCCUAGCUUUCAGAGUGUUGUAUCAAUAUGAAUUACGUUUUUGUGCUUACUUACUUUGUCUAGUCACCACAAUGCCUAGAUGACCAAGGUUGUCGAUGAAGCUUUCAUAGUAAAUGAAUUUGUACAUUUUAUUGUAAAGUUGUAAAUACCAUUUUAUACAUUUAUAGCUGUACAGUUAUUGAAAUUAUUGAUUGUUAAAUCUGUCCAAUUCUGUGGUGAUUGUUUUUAUGAAUAUAAAUUUCA
Molecule: messenger RNA, 7055 nt
Organism: Macrosteles quadrilineatus (aster leafhopper)
Lineage: Eukaryota; Metazoa; Arthropoda; Insecta; Hemiptera; Cicadellidae
Gene: form3
Product: inverted formin-2
Exons: 24
Coding region: 118-5487 (1789 amino acids)
Biological process (GO): cellular component organization
Molecular function (GO): actin binding
Source: RefSeq, a predicted model, not a curated record